AUGGCACAACCAAGGCGACCAAGAAGGAUAAAUACUCAGGAGGCUUUAGCCAUGCUUCAGAGCAUGUCAGACUACAAAUCUGAUGGUGGAUCUGUUGGAGACUUAGCAUUUCAGAAUGAAAACAGCACAACCGAUUCUUCAAGUGAAGAGGAUGAUUCUGAUGAGAAUGCGACUGCUUUUGCACCAGCAAAUACUCCCCUCCAAAGACGCACCAGGGGCCAAGUGGUCAAUUAUAUGAUUGAGCGGGACAGUUCCAACAUUGAGGCUACAUCAGAUGAAGAGGAAGACACAGUGCGCGGCAACCCCCCUCCUUGCAAAAAACAAAAAACUGCUGAUGUUGGCACAAUGCCUGGAUCCACAGAGAAGGCGAAAGAUGGCACUGUUUGGUCCCACUGGAAAGUUGGAGACUUUUCUGUUCCUGAAACCCCACAGACUGCCUUCAAUGGAUCUGGAGGGCCAACAGAUUCUGCGAAACGCAACAUCACAAGUCCCCUUCGCAGCUUCCUGUGUUUGUUGGAUCUGAACAUGUUGCUGACCAUCAGAGACUGCACAGUCCACGAGGCCCACAGAACAAACCCCAGCUGGCAGAUGAGUGUCUACGAGCUGAUGGCUUUCCUCGCAAUCCUUUUUCGAAGGGCUGCCAUGGGUUACAUUGGUCCCAUGUGA
Messenger RNA from Menidia menidia (Atlantic silverside), 666 nucleotides. NCBI's taxonomy places the organism in Eukaryota, Metazoa, Chordata, Actinopteri, Atheriniformes, Atherinopsidae. The record is from the annotation of a GenBank genome assembly.